Oncorhynchus kisutch (coho salmon) is the source of this 3356-nucleotide messenger RNA. It is a transcript of the gene ift88, whose product is annotated as intraflagellar transport 88 homolog. Gene Ontology annotation, cellular component: ciliary base; centriole; non-motile cilium. NCBI's taxonomy places the organism in Eukaryota, Metazoa, Chordata, Actinopteri, Salmoniformes, Salmonidae. Gene Ontology annotation, molecular function: kinesin binding. The coding region runs from base 119 to 2701 and encodes 860 amino acids. The transcript is spliced from 28 exons. The record is from RefSeq and is a predicted model, not a curated record. Gene Ontology annotation, biological process: non-motile cilium assembly; inner ear receptor cell stereocilium organization; intraciliary transport.
AUCGGAACACUCAAAAAUGACUACUGUCCGAGCAAUAUAUUAUCAAUAUAUUAUCUAGUUAGAGAAGACCGCAUCUACUCCAUUCCAUAGAAGUGUUGGCCGUAAAAUCGCAGAGGAGAUGGAACAUGUACAUCUUGCUGCUGAGGAAGAUGACCUGUACUCUGGCUACAACGACUACAAUCCAACAUUUGAUUCAGAGGAGCUUGACAAUGAUGCUGGUUUUCAGCAAGCAGUCAGGACAAGCCAUGGGAGAAGGCCCCCCAUGACUGCCAAGUUUCCUGGCACUGCCAUUGGAGGACGGGCUUUGGGGACCUCUUUUGGAUCUAGGAUGCCCAUGGCCUCAUCUAUGGGCAGACCCAUGACUGGAGCUGUACAGGAUGGAGCAGCUAGGCCUAUGACUGCAGUCAGAGCAGCAGGCUACUCUUCAGCCAUGACCAGAGGGUCUACAUUUGACCCACUGGGUCAGUCCAAAGGACCGGCUCCUCCAUUGGAGGGCAAAAGUGAAGAUACGCCGGAUGAGAAGGUGAAGAUCCUGGAGAAGAAGGUGAACGACCUGAUAGAAGAGAGCUGCCUGGCACAUGGUCAUGGAGACCUACAGUUGUCCCUUGAUAGAGCCAAAGAGGCAGGGCGGAAGGAGAGAGCGCUGGUGAGACAGAGGGAGCAGUCAGGCAAUGCAGACCACAUCAACCUGGACCUCACAUACUCUGUCUUGUUUAACUUGGCAACUCAGUAUGCCAACAAUGACAUGUACGCGGAGGCUCUGAACACUUACCAGGUCAUCGUAAAGAACAAGAUGUUCAGUAAUGCAGGAAGGUUAAAAGUGAACAUGGCCAACAUCCACUUCAAGCAGAAAAACUACCCCAAGGCCAUCAAGUUGUACCGCAUGGCCCUGGACCAGAUCUCCAACUCCCACAAGGAGAUGAGGAUUAAGAUCAUGCAGAACAUCGGUGUGGUCUUCAUCCGCAUGGGCCAGUACUCUGACGCCAUCACCUCCUUUGAACACAUCAUGAGCGAGUGCCCCAAUAUUAAGACAGGCUUUAACCUGAUCCUGUGUUACUACGCCAUCGGAGACCGAGAGAGGAUGAAGAAGGCCUUUCAGAAGCUCAUCUGUGUUCCUCUGGGGAUCGACGAGGAAGACAAGUACAUCCCACCCAACGAUGACACCCAUGCCAACCUUGUUAUUGAAGCCAUCAAGAACGACAAACUUCACCAGAUGGAGAGAGAACGUAAAGCCCUGGCUGAGAAAUUCAUCAUGACAUCAGCCAAACUCAUCGCCCCAGCCAUCGAGGCGACGUUCGCCGCCGGAUUUGACUGGUGUGUGGACAUGGUGAAGAGUUCCCAGUACGUAGAACUGGCCAACGACCUAGAAAUCAACAAAGCCAUCACCUACCUGAGACAGAGGGACUUCAACCAGGCUGUGGAGACUCUGAAGACGUUUGAGAAGAAAGACAGCAGAGUGAAGAGUGCUGCAGCCACUAACCUCUCCUUCCUCUACUUCCUGGAGAAAGACUAUGACCAGGCUGAUCGCUAUGCCGACCUGGCCAUGACAGCCGACCGCUACAACCCAGCGGCGCUCAUCAACAAGGGCAACACAGUGUUUGUGAAGAAGGACUAUGAGAAGGCUGCAGAGUUCUACAAGGAGGCUCUCCGGAACGACUCGUCCUGCACUGAGGCCCUAUAUAACUUAGGUCUUACUUAUAAGCGUCUGGGGCGUCUGGAGGAGUCUCUGGACUGUUUCCUGAAGCUCCACGCCAUCCUGAGGAACAGCUCCCAGGUCAUGUGGCAGCUAGCCAACCUCUUUGAGAUGUUGGAGGAUCCUCACCAGGCCAUAGAGUGGUUGAUGCAACUGAUCACUGUGACGCCCACAGACCCCCAGGUGUUGGCCAAACUGGGAGAGCUCUACGACAGUGAGGGAGACAAGUCUCAGGCGUUCCAGUACUACCAAGAGUCCUUCAGAUAUUUCCCCUCCAACAUUGACGUUAUUGAGUGGCUGGGGGCCUACUACAUUGACACUCAGUUCUGUGAGAAGGCCAUCCAGUACUUUGAGAGAGCCACACUAAUCCAGCCAACUCAGGUGAAAUGGCAGCUUAUGGUGGCCAGCUGCUACAGAAGAAGUGGAAACUACCAGAAAGCCCUGGAGACUUACAAAGACAUCCAUCGGAAAUUCCCGGAAAACGUUGAAUGCCUGCGUUUCCUGGUGAGGCUGUGCACAGACAUGGGGAUGAAAGAGGUCCAGGACUAUGCCACCAAACUGAAGAAGGUGGAGAAGAUGAAAGAGAUCAGAGAACAGCGGGUGAAGUCGGCGAGGGAGGGCAGUGCUCGAGGCACCCGGAGAGAGGGCAGCGCCAGCAGUGUCUGCACUCCAGACCCUGUUCGCCACCUGCCAAAGAAGGACAGCGAGGUGGAUAUCAAAGCAGUCUCUCACCCUGAGCCUAAACACAGUCCUUUGCUGGCCCAGGGGAGAGACAGUGGACACAGCAGCCAUGGCACCAGCGCCAAGGGGGAGAGGCUGAGCGCCAAGAUGAGGGCACUGCCUGGCUCCAACGAACCCUACGAGGCCAGCAGCCAGCGAGACAUAGAUGCCUCCUACGUGGAUCCACUGGGGGCUCCGAUGGAGAGACCAAAGACUGCAGCUAAGAAGCGCAAUGAAGAGGACGAGUUUGCUGAUGAAGAGCUGGGAGAUGACCUACUACCGGAGUAGCCAGCUGCAGUUCCCUGCUUUUCUCCUCCACUCUUCCUUGAAGAUUAAAUGAGUCGGGUAUUCCUAAAAAAAAAAGUUUAUUUACAAAUGGAAACUGAGUGUGACUCGAGCCUCCCUUAUACAUUCAGACAAACCUAUGGCGUAAACUGAGAUGAUUAUUUUCCCAUAUGCGUGUCUGGAUGCGUUUAUCAACUUGAAACUUUGUGGAAAUUCCAUUGUCAUUAACUCUAUGCUACCUUCAGGAUAGUAAUACAGUUUUAACACAAUUUAGAGGCUCUUCAUUUAAAUGAAUACUUUAAAGGCUACAGAUGUUUAUAUUCUUUUGCAAUGUAAUAUUUAUUGUAAUUUGCUACAGGCAAAUUCUGUGUUAGGAUUGAGGUAAAAAAGCACAUGUAUCGCUCUGAUUUGUCUUGUGAACUAUUUUCAAAUGACUUAAAUUAGAAAAUGAUUUUUUUCACCAUACAUUUUACCCUUGUUAAUUGUGGCUGUGUAGCACAUGGUCUUUUAUUGUCCAACACAAGGUGCACGUGUGUAAUGAUCAUGCUCUUUAAUAUGCCACACCUGUCAGGUGGAUGGAUUAUCUUGGCAAAGGAGAAAUACUCACUAACAGACAUGUAAACAAGUUAGUGCACAUUUAAAAUAAGCUUUUUGUGCA